This is a messenger RNA of Symbiodinium sp. CCMP2592, 738 nucleotides long. Lineage: Eukaryota; Dinophyceae; Suessiales; Symbiodiniaceae. The record is from the annotation of a GenBank genome assembly.
AUGCCGCAAGGGCUGCUGCAAGCACGAUGGCGCGGCAUCGGAGCAGCGCCUCCUACGCAGCCACCCACAAAACUUCCAAGGACUCGUGCUGAGACUGCAGUGCCGGCGUCGCAAUCGGUAGUCAUGACGGAGCCCUGCUCAGACAAGGCCACGAAGCCAAAAGCCAACAUGUCAAAGGGGAAGCAGCAGAAGACGAAAGAUGCGGUCACGACGACUGAGCGAAGUGGUCACGAAAAGAAAAGCAAAGGGAUUCUGUCGCAGCUGGACAAGGCACGCGCCAAACGCGCGAGGCAAAAGCGCCGGAAGAUGGCGCGGGAAAAGGCCAAAACAAAGGACCCUGAAGAAGCGUCGUCGUAUUUAGCUGCGUGGAAGGCUCACCAGGAUUCGGGCACGGCUUGGCGGUUCAACAAAGCCACCCAGGCCUGGCUGCUCCGUCACGCAUACGAACCAGAGAUGGUUCCCAAAAAGGUUUUUCAGCUCCUGCUCAGAUACCUGGCCGGCUUGAGUGGUGCCGCUCGAGAUCGUGCUGUGGCAGAAGCAGGUGCUCUUGUGACUUUGCAAGGCGCCGAAGUGCCCAAGGCUGGGGCCACUCAAUCGAAGUCGGUUCGAUCGAAGAGGUCACGAAAGGCGAAGGCAUUGCUGUUGCACGACGUCAUCUUUCUUUCUGAACAUACCUUCCGGGCAAGUGGGCUAUGUGGAACAUUGUGGAACCAGUUUUGCUCCUACACAUCAUCUUGA